Molecule: messenger RNA, 2220 nt
Organism: Uranotaenia lowii
Lineage: Eukaryota; Metazoa; Arthropoda; Insecta; Diptera; Culicidae
Gene: Gabat
Product: 4-aminobutyrate aminotransferase, mitochondrial
Exons: 6
Coding region: 258-1745 (495 amino acids)
Biological process (GO): GABA catabolic process
Cellular component (GO): mitochondrion
Molecular function (GO): pyridoxal phosphate binding
Source: RefSeq, a predicted model, not a curated record
AACCGACCAAAAGAUAGACCGCCAGCUGCUAGUCUGAUAGAUAGACAGCAUCCUCCUCGCGACGAGUUGGACGACACGGACAGUCGAGUUUGAGAGUGCGUCGGCGCAGGGUCGUCGAUUUUGUUUGGAAUAAGGUACUGUUCCGUCGCUUUUGGUGCAGAGACGUUUCCCGUUUUUUUUCGGCUGGCACCGAAAUUUGAUUGGUUGUUUUAAGUGAAAAAAGUGAACUUUAUAAAGGACUUUUGGUUUUAAAAAACAUGUGGCUGCGAACGUUAAGUUCAUCAGCUUUACGGGCAGAAGUUUCCCGACAAAAUUCGUUGCAGAAACUAUGCAGAACAUUCGCUACUCAAUCGAGUGAACCGGAAGGGCCCACAAUUUGUACCGAAGUUCCUGGCCCUAAAUCCAAUGCACUGCUGCAGAAACUGAACACACUCCAGAACGCCGGUUCCGUUCAGUUGUUUGCCGACUAUGAGGGCUCGAUUGGCAACUACAUCAAGGAUGUCGACGGGAACGUUUUGCUCGAUAUUUACACCCAAAUCUCCUCGGUUCCGCUGGGCUACAACCACAAGGAACUGUUGGAUGUCUUCAAGGAUAACUAUAAUUUGAGAACCCUAGUAAAUCGUCCAGCCUUGGGAGUAUUCCCGGGUGAAGAUUGGCCCAGCAAACUGGAAAAUGUCCUGAUGUCCGUGGCCCCAAGUGGAUUGACCCACGUCACCACGAUGAUGUGCGGUUCCUGUUCCAAUGAGAAUGCUUUCAAGAAUAUGUUUAUUUGGUAUCAGCACAAGAAACGAGGACUAGAUACCCCGUUCACUGAGGCUGAAAUUGAUUCCUGUAUGAUUAAUCAGGGUCCCGGAGCACCAAAGUUGAGCAUCAUGAGCUUCCAUGGUGCUUUCCAUGGUCGUACUCUCGGUUGUUUGUCGACCACCCACUCGAAGUACAUUCAUAAGAUCGAUAUCCCCUCAUUUGACUGGCCAAUUGCUCCAUUCCCGAAAUAUCGUUAUCCACUGGAAGAAAACGUACGUGAAAAUGCUCAAGAAGAUGCACGUUGUUUGGCUGAGGUUGAGCGUCUUUUCGAGCAGUACGAAAAGAAGGGAAUUCCGGUGGCCGGAGUUAUUAUUGAACCGAUUCAAAGUGAGGGAGGAGAUAAUGAAGCCUCACCUGAAUUUUUCCAGAAAUUACAACAGAUCACCAAGAAGCAUGGCAGCGCUUUGCUGAUCGAUGAAGUCCAAACCGGAGGAGGGCCAACAGGAAAACUUUGGUGCCAUGAGCACUUUAAUCUUCCAACCCCACCGGAUGUUGUUACUUUCAGUAAGAAGAUGCAACUCGGAGGUUACUAUCAUGGAGCUCACGUGAAGCCUCCACAACCCUACCGAGUGUUCAACACCUGGAUGGGAGACCCAGGAAAGCUCUUGCUGUUGGAGUCCAUCCUGAAGGUUAUCAAACGGGAUGCACUGCUUAGUAAUGUUGAAAAAACUGGCAAAAAAUUGAGGCAAGGAUUGAUCGAUGCUCAGAACAAGUACCCCACUUUACUCAACUCAACGCGUGGUCGUGGCACGUUCUUGGCCAUCAACUGCAGCAGUGGAAAGCUGCGAGAUGAUAUCGUCGGAAAGCUGAAGCAGAAAGGAGUCCUCUCGGGUGGUUGUGGCGAUUUGAGCAUCCGUUUCCGGCCGGCGCUCAUCUUCCAGGAGAAGCACGUUGACAUCUUCCUGGACAAGUUCAACCAAGUUCUGAAGGAGCUGAAGUAAAAUGAAAAGCUCAAAUCAUACAGGAAUACAUUUGUUCGUUAUAAAGUUCUGCUGCCAGAUUGAUCUUCAGCUUCAGCCACUCGUAGAAGCCGAGGUGCAUUUAGAGCAUUUAAAAUUACGAUACAACACAAAAACUGUUGCACAAAUACUUCAAUUAAUGAACCAAAAAUGUCGAAAGCACAUUAAAAUUAACUAUAAUCUUUGAGUAUAUUAUUUAAAUUAACUAAAUACGCAAAAGAUAACCAAAGGAAACAAGCCAAGUAUCUACUAGAAGAAAAUUACAAACAAAUUAUCCAACAAAGGAUCACACCAUUGCCAUUCGAAAGUAAUAAUACAGAACAACAUUUGUCUUCCAGGAAAAUUGUGAUUUCGAUGUUAUAUGGUGUGAAACACACGAACCGCAAGGAGGUUUGUUGAUGUGGUGGUAUGUCAUCGAUGUGAGUGCGUUAGAUAAAUGUUGUUUGCAAAAGUGAAA